Nelumbo nucifera (sacred lotus) is the source of this 1968-nucleotide messenger RNA. It is a transcript of the gene FATB, whose product is annotated as fatty acyl-ACP thioesterases B. Gene Ontology annotation, molecular function: fatty acyl-[ACP] hydrolase activity; acyl carrier activity. Gene Ontology annotation, biological process: fatty acid biosynthetic process. NCBI's taxonomy places the organism in Eukaryota, Viridiplantae, Streptophyta, Magnoliopsida, Proteales, Nelumbonaceae. The record is from RefSeq and is a predicted model, not a curated record.
CCAGAACUUCGCCAAUCGCCACCCAAAAAGCCGCUGGCCCGUAACGCAACGUCCCCUCCCCCCCCUCUCUCUCUCUCUCACUAUCUCACUCUCUCUUUUGGUUCUCUAUUUUUCUCUCUCUUAUCAGAGGGGAAAAGUGGAAGCAAAAUUUUGAUUUCAAAAAGAGCGAACGAAACCCUAGGAAGAAGAAGGAGAAGUUGAAAACUCUGGAAGGAGCGAAGCAGUGAAAAAUUGAAGGAAAAUCCAAAAUUAGAAAACCCGACGCGAAUCACUGCGAUUAAGUCGGGUGCAUUAAUCAAUCAAUACCUCAGAGUGUCGUGCAUUUUCGUGAAAAUUUAUUAUUUUCUCUGCAAGUUUUGGUUGCAUGAGUGGGGGGUUAUAAGCGCAAGUGCUCUUAUAUUCGGAUUCGCAUUGAUAUAUCCGGCUGCUCCCACCUUGUCAAAAUGGUUGCCACUGCCGCCACCUCGGCGUUCUUCCCCGCAGCGUUUCCAUCUCCGGCUUCAUCGAAAACGUCAAUGAUGCUUGGAGGUUCGGACAAUUUGGAUACCCGUGGUAUCAAUUCAAAAUCUGCUUCUUCUGGUGGUUUGCAGGUUAAGGUGAAUGCCCAAGCUCCUCCUAAGAUCAAUGGGACCUCUGUUGGUCUGACUUCACCGAUGGAAUGCUUGAAGACUGAGGAUGAUACACCGUCUCCGCCACCAAGGACGUUUAUUAAUCAGUUGCCUGAUUGGAGCGUGCUUCUUGCAGCCAUCACAACCAUCUUCUUGGCAGCUGAGAAGCAGUGGACGCUUCUUGAUUGGAAGCCAAGGCGACCUGAGAUGCUUGUUGAUGCAUUUGGUCUCGGGAGGAUUGUACAGGAUGGGCUUGUUUUUCGGCAGAAUUUUUCAAUUAGGUCAUAUGAAAUAGGUGCUGAUCGGACUGCGUCUAUAGAGACGGUGAUGAACCAUUUACAGGAAACAGCGCUGAAUCAUGUUAGGUCUGCGGGACUCCUUGGUGGUGGUUUUGGUUCAACACCGGAAAUGAGUAGAAGGAACCUUAUAUGGGUGGUUACUAAAAUGCAGGUUGUGGUGGAACGCUAUCCUAUUUGGGGUGAUGUUGUUCAAGUGGAUACAUGGGUUGGAGCAUCUGGAAAGAAUGGGAUGCGGCGAGAUUGGCUUCUUCGCGACUCCAGUACUGGUGAAACACUCACACGAGCUACCAGUGUGUGGGUAAUGAUGAAUAAGCAAACAAGAAAGUUAUCAAAAAUUCCGGAGGAGGUCAGAGGGGAGAUAGAACCUUUUUAUAUUGACUCUGCUCCUAUUCUGGAAGAGGAUAGCAGAAAGUUACCAAAACUCGAUGACAACACAGCCGAUUAUGUCCGCAGCGGUUUGACUCCUCGAUGGAAUGAUUUGGAUGUCAAUCAGCAUGUGAACAAUGUGAAGUACAUUGGUUGGAUUCUCGAGAGUGCUCCAGUUUCGAUCUUGGAGAAUCAUGUGCUGUCUGGCUUGACGCUGGAGUACAGGAGGGAAUGUGGCAGGGACAGUGUGCUGCAGUCCCUGACCGCUAUCUGCGGGGAUGUUGCAGGUGGAUCGGCUGAUGCUAACGGCGUUGAGUGCGAGCACCUGCUCCGUCUCGAGAGUGGGGCCGAAAUUCUGAGGGCCAGGACUGGGUGGAGGCCGAAAAACGCCAAUAACUUGGAUGAUGUGGGCGAAAUUCCAGCGGAAAGCGCAUAGUGUAUUACCAUUUACCAACAUCGCGGCCUUGAUUAGCAAAGUUAAUAUUAAUUUGCUGCAUCAUAUUCUCCUCUCCAAUUACCUGUGUAGAAUCUUUCCUUGUGACCUCAGAUAUAUAUAUAUAUAUAUAUAUAUUUUUUUUUUUCUGAUUGUUUUUUUGUUAUUGUCUUUAUAUUAUUCGUCUUUUUUUUUUUUUUUUAUCAAAAGGCCUCCUCCGGCCAUGUAAUUAUUGCUGCUGGAUGUAUUUUCAGUUUCUUCA